GACAAAGUUCCCCCAACGCCCACCCAGCACCGCUUCCCCAUUGGUUCGUGGGAUUCACCCUUCAGGGUCCCUCCCCCUGCCCUGCUGCUCUGUGUUAAGGGACAUUCCCCAGAGGCCAAGGGUUGCCACAGCACCAUGACUGAGUCUGGCAAGCCCAUCCUCUAUUCCUAUUUCCGAAGCUCCUGCUCCUGGAGAGUUCGAAUCGCUCUGGCCUUGAAGGGCAUCAACUAUGAAACAGUGCCUGUCAACCUCUUAAAGGAAGGGGGCCACCAGUUCUCUGAAGAAUUCCAGUUACUGAAUCCCAUGAAGCAGGUGCCGGCCCUGAAGAUCGAUGACAUCACCAUCAGCCAGUCACUGGCCAUCAUCGAGUACCUGGAGGAAACUCGGCCCACUCCACGACUCCUGCCUCAGGACCCAAAGAAGAGGGUCUUCGUGCGCAUGAUCUCCGACCUCAUCACCAGCGGCAUCCAGCCCCUGCAGAACCUGUCUGUCCUGAAGCAAGUGGGAAAGGAGAACCAGCUGAUCUGGGCCCAGAAGGCCAUCAGUUCCGGUUUUAAUGCUUUGGAGCAGAUCCUGCAGAGCACAGUGGGGAAGUACUGUGUGGGAGACGAGGUGUCCAUGGCCGACAUCUGCUUAGUGCCUCAGGUGGCAAAUGCUGAAAGGGGCCUUAGAAGACCAUGAAGGAGCAAAUAUUUCCCGAAAUGCAUAGACUUUUUUCUCUAGAGGUCAGACCAAAUUGCUCCAAGGCUUAGCAAUAAUUAAGCUUCUAUAAAAGGGUUUUGAAGAUUACCUCCUCUGUGCCUCCUUCCAGUCUGCAAAUAAUGCUUAUAUUCAGGGGUCAGAUGUAUUUCUCAAUGCAAAACCAUCAUCUAUUUGGGAGAUACUUUCCAACGGGGACUUCUCUCCAAAGGCUGAGCGGUAAAGGCCAAGUCCUUCCUCAUUUCCACAUCAGUUGUCAGAUCUGUGAAGAACGAUCAGUGGGCCCCUGAUCCUGGAAUGCGAGAGGCCACAGGGAGACGUGAUCUGUCGUCUCCCCACAGUGCGAGUGGCCACAGAGGAUGAGGAACAGAUCGGAGUGGUCCUACCCUGGUAAUUAGGUGGAAGUGGUAAGUCCUGGAAAAUACUUUAGAAGGAUGAAAGCAGGAAGGACUUGAGAACAAAGCAAAAAAUACAGGAUUUUGUUCCAAAGCAAUUUUACAUAUCCACUAAGGAAAACAGUAAACUUAUUGGACAAACAGGUGGAUAUACAUGUUCAUAAGUAUUCAUUUUAUUGGCUCCUCCUGACUUCAAACAAAAUUUAUUUAGCUCCUAAUUCUAAGGCCCCAGCAGGCACCAUUCCACUUUGGGAGAAUACCUGCAGUAAGAUGGCCGAGUUUCACCAGAAUCUCAUGGGUUAAAGAACAUCGGGCUGAAUGUCAAGAGCUGCAGUGUGUGAGCUGCCUUCUGUAACCUUGCACUACGCCAGGGUCAAUGAUGUGACAGAUAUGAGUGCCAUUAAAAAUUAAGGAAGAAUCUUCAGUAUGUUAAGUGUUAGCAGUGACAUAUUCAGCAUGCCCAAUCGUAACUCAAUUAGAAUCGCUGGCUACAUUCAUAGUCUGGCUGGGAUUUUCAUCAUCGGGUGUGGUGCAUCAUUUCACUCACGAUUAUUUCAGAUCUCUUCCUCUUUUAUACAACAGCCGCUAAAAUACGCUGCAAAGGAAAGCAGAGACAGACCUACCGGGCUCAUGGUGGAACCACAGAUAAUGGCUGAAGAAAGUGUUUAAAUGGUGCCCGUCCCUGUACACAUGGGAGCCCUUCUCAUUCGGAAACGGACUCCAGGGACGUGCUAUCUUACGGUGUCACUGCAGUAAAUGCAAACAGGCUACAUUAGUAUUGCCCAGGCCAAGUUAAUGACUAGCCUGGUGUCCAAAGUACUAGUUCCAAAUUUGAACACAGCGAGCAAAUUCAUUGGAGAAUGAGCACCACUGGGGACUCAACACUGGCAAAACCCAAUAAUGCUCUAUUUAGUAAUCAUUACUCUAAACCCAGUUUUUCACUCUUGGGCUAAACCCAGUUCCCAGUUCAUAAUACUCUGCCAUGAAUCUUAAUACAGAUGAAAGAGCUAUCAUUAAUCUCAUUCCCAAGCUUCCUUAAUUGCUGAUUUUUUUUAAUUUGUAUAACCUCAAUAGAUUAAAUUUAUA
Messenger RNA from Artibeus jamaicensis (Jamaican fruit-eating bat), 2180 nucleotides. RefSeq names its product glutathione S-transferase zeta 1 (gene GSTZ1). NCBI's taxonomy places the organism in Eukaryota, Metazoa, Chordata, Mammalia, Chiroptera, Phyllostomidae. The record is from RefSeq and is a predicted model, not a curated record. The transcript has 9 exons. Gene Ontology annotation, molecular function: glutathione transferase activity; maleylacetoacetate isomerase activity. The coding region runs from base 136 to 681 and encodes 181 amino acids. Gene Ontology annotation, cellular component: cytoplasm; mitochondrion. Gene Ontology annotation, biological process: L-phenylalanine catabolic process; glutathione metabolic process.